GCUUCGCCUCAGUGACUAUGCCCGUUACUGGUACAACGUCUUAGGCAAGGACUGGUAGUCAUCUAACAGUACUAUGCAAUCCUUGACUUACCAGAUACGAUCGGUCGAUGUGCUCCGUCUCUGAUUGGGAAUACCAUAAGAGACCAUACAGUGUAUCAAGACCUUUGGAAGAUAUAUAAGAGUAGGUAGAAACAAGUGCAACGGAUCAGCAUCAAAGCAACAACACUCGCUACCAGCCUCUCAAUUCCUCCAAGAUGUUUACAUCCGCACUCCUCCUUGGCGCCGUCGCCGUCCUUCUCGACACAGCAUCCGCCCACGGCUUUGUCAAGGGUGUCAACGUAAAGGGCACCUUCACCAACGGCUCCGACCCCGUGUGGUACUAUUCCUCAAAGGACAGCCGCCCCCAAACUGCAGGCUGGGAUGCGUUGAACCAAGACAUCGGUUUCGUCGAGCCUGCAUCUGCCGGCACAGCGGACGUGAACUGCCACAAGAGUGCCACUGCGGGACGCCUCUACGCUAACGUCAAUGCGGGAGACACCAUUGAGUUUGAGUGGUUUACCUGGCCUGAUAGCCACAAGGGGCCGAUUAUCAACUACAUCGCGCCUUGCAACGGCGACUGCACCACUCUGACGCCCAGUGCUCUCCGCUGGUCCAAGAUCUCUCAAUCCGCCAUCGUCAGCCCAGGAACUUGGGUUACAGACACGCUCAUCGAGAACAACUUCAAGGUCUCUACUGUCCUUCCCGCCAAACUUGCUCCUGGCAACUACGUCAUUCGCCAUGAGAUUAUCGCUCUCCAUGGUGGGCAGAACGUGAAUGGCGCGCAGCUGUACCCCCAGUGUAAGAACCUUCAUCUCGAGGCUGCUCUCAAUGUAAAAAAUAAUAAAACGCUAAACGUUACUGUAGGCUUGAACCUCAAGGUCGGCGGUAGCGGUUUGGUCGCACCAACGGCUGGCGUUCCUGGUACUAGCUUGUACACGAAGGACAUGCCGGGUAUUGUAUUCAACAUCUACACCAACCCUACGACUUACACGUUCCCUGGUCCUGCGCUGUGGACUGCUGCUAACUAGGCGUUGGCGUCAGACAUCUGUGCUCGCAAGGACAGGCUUGAAGGGCUAUGGGCUGUUGCGCGGUGGCUGUGGACUGGCGACCUGGGACUGACGACUGACAUUGUCAACGGCGGGCGGGUGCUGAUGAGUUCUCUUCGUGUUUAUACUUGGUUGUCUUGAUAUAUACAUAGCUCCAACAUUCUUUUUGUCGGAUUGGAUCUCGAAUUGCCGAUGAUCUUCAGGGAGCUCCGUUCAAUGUCUUGUGUAGGCC
Messenger RNA from Alternaria rosae, 1317 nucleotides. RefSeq names its product glycosyl hydrolase family 61-domain-containing protein. The transcript is spliced from 2 exons. The record is from RefSeq and is a predicted model, not a curated record. The coding region runs from base 255 to 1067 and encodes 270 amino acids. NCBI's taxonomy places the organism in Eukaryota, Fungi, Ascomycota, Dothideomycetes, Pleosporales, Pleosporaceae.